GGGAAGUCAACGCUUUUUUUCCCUUAUCUCCUUCUUCUCUCCACCAAACGUUCUCCUCUCACUCACCUUUCCACAACUCAUCUCUACACUCACCGUCGCAAAUUCGCACAAGGGAAGUUUUCAAAAUGGCCGCAAGCUCUUCCCUCGACCACUUGUCCAACCGUAUGAAGCUGGAGUGGCACUCCAAGCUGAAUACUGAGAUGGUGCCGGCGAAGAACUUCCGCCGUACAUCCAUCAUCUGUACCAUCGGUCCCAAGACAAACUCCGUUGAGAAAAUCAAUGCCCUCCGCAGAGCCGGUCUCAAUGUCGUUCGCAUGAACUUUUCUCACGGUUCAUACGAGUACCACCAAUCAGUUAUCGACCACGCUCGGGAAGCCGAAAAGCAGCAGGCUGGCCGCCCCGUUGCCAUUGCUCUGGACACCAAAGGACCCGAGAUCCGUACCGGAAACACCGUAGGUGACAAGGACAUCCCAAUCAAGGCUGGCCAUGAGAUGAACAUCAGCACCGAUGAGCAAUAUGCCACCGCAUCCGACGACCAGAACAUGUAUGUCGAUUACAAGAACAUCACCAAGGUGAUUUCUGCCGGCAAGCUCAUCUAUGUCGAUGACGGUAUCCUUUCAUUUGAGGUUCUUGAAGUUGUAGAUGACAAGACCCUGCGCGUCCGAUGCCUUAACAACGGCAACAUCUCUUCCCGCAAGGGUGUCAACCUUCCCGGUACCGACGUAGACUUGCCCGCUCUUUCAGAGAAGGACAUCAGCGAUCUGAAGUUUGGUGUCAAGAACAAGGUCGACAUGGUUUUCGCUUCCUUCAUCCGUCGUGGCAGCGACAUCCGCCACAUCCGUGAGGUGUUGGGUGAAGAGGGCCGAGAGAUUCAGAUCAUCGCCAAGAUUGAGAACCAACAAGGUGUCAACAAUUUCGACGAGAUUCUGGAAGAGACCGACGGUGUCAUGGUCGCCCGUGGUGACCUUGGUAUCGAGAUCCCCGCUCCCAAGGUGUUCAUCGCCCAGAAGAUGAUGAUCGCCAAGUGUAACAUCAAGGGCAAGCCCGUCAUUUGUGCCACUCAGAUGCUUGAGUCCAUGACAUAUAACCCUCGUCCCACUCGUGCUGAGGUGUCCGAUGUGGCCAACGCUGUUCUCGACGGUGCCGACUGUGUCAUGCUUUCUGGAGAGACUGCCAAGGGUAACUACCCUUGCGAGGCUGUCACGAUGAUGUCUGAGACCUGCCUCCUCGCCGAGGUUGCCAUUCCUCACUUCAACGUCUUCGACGAGCUGCGAAACCUGGCCCCUCGUCCCACCGACACUGUUGAAUCCAUCGCCAUGGCUGCUGUGAGUGCCAGUCUUGAACUGAACGCCGGCGCCAUUGUGGUCCUCACCACUAGUGGAAACACUGCCCGUAUGAUCUCCAAGUACCGCCCCGUUUGCCCCAUCAUCAUGGUUUCUCGCAACCCUGCUGCUACAAGGUACUCCCACCUGUACCGUGGUGUCUGGCCCUUCUACUUCCCCGAGAAGAAGCCCGACUUCAACGUCAAGAUCUGGCAGGAGGAUGUCGACCGUCGCCUCAAGUGGGGUAUCAACCACGGUCUCAAGCUCGGUAUCAUCAACAAGGGCGACAACAUCGUCUGUGUUCAGGGCUGGCGCGGCGGUAUGGGCCACACUAACACUGUCCGUGUGGUCCCUGCUGAGGAGAACCUCGGACUUUCUGAGUAAAUCCAUUCAAAAGAAUGGCCUUCCUCGACGGAAGGCACAGCGGUACCGACGGCGAUCAAACAGUAGGCGUCGCUGUAGGGGCCCGGUCCGGUCCGCUUAGAUUUGAGCAACCUGAGGUCUGCUCUGCAACUGCCACAACGUCAUGAUCCGUGUUGGCCCGUAUCCCUGCGUCUGGCAGUAUGUCGGCGGCGAGCCGAAAGGGGCUUUUUCAUUCUCGUUGGGUAUAACACCCCCUGAUUAGAGAGGGCGGACGAACAUAGCCUGUAAUUUCGAAUUCCUGACUUGGCGUUAGUUAGCAAACCAUUGUUAGUGGUUCUCAUGAUGCAUGGUAUAAAAGCUAGAAUAAUAUUCAUCACACAGUUUCCUUAUAACAG
Messenger RNA from Aspergillus nidulans FGSC A4, 2080 nucleotides. RefSeq names its product pyruvate kinase pkiA. Lineage: Eukaryota; Fungi; Ascomycota; Eurotiomycetes; Eurotiales; Aspergillaceae. The record is from RefSeq and is a predicted model, not a curated record. Gene Ontology annotation, biological process: glycolytic process. Gene Ontology annotation, molecular function: potassium ion binding; magnesium ion binding; pyruvate kinase activity. The transcript has 8 exons. The coding region runs from base 126 to 1706 and encodes 526 amino acids.